Messenger RNA from Meyerozyma guilliermondii ATCC 6260, 1488 nucleotides. RefSeq names its product DNA replication licensing factor MCM. Gene Ontology annotation, cellular component: MCM complex; nucleus. Gene Ontology annotation, molecular function: single-stranded 3'-5' DNA helicase activity; single-stranded DNA binding; ATP binding. The record is from RefSeq and is a predicted model, not a curated record. Gene Ontology annotation, biological process: double-strand break repair via break-induced replication; mitotic DNA replication; DNA replication initiation. The transcript has a single exon. Lineage: Eukaryota; Fungi; Ascomycota; Pichiomycetes; Serinales; Debaryomycetaceae. The coding region runs from base 1 to 1488 and encodes 495 amino acids.
AUGAGACGCGUUUUGACGUGCUUGUGCAGUAUGCAAUGCGUGAAAUUUGCAUCGGGUUUCUUCUUAGUUACAACCACCAUGUCCCACUUUGUGUCUUCUCCUAGCAACAUUCCGUCAGAUGCUGCGCAGUUGCUUCGGUCUUCACAACCUCCAUCGUCCAUAGGACGCUCUGGAGCUUUUACGCCCCAACCGGCGCUCUAUAGUGAAGCUGGUAUAAGUCAAGCCGGCGGGUCUCCCCGACCACCUCCAGCUGUAAUUCCGGGCAAACGACGCCAGAUUAAUGUUCCCAAGGUUGUGGACGUCACCGGAGAGAAAGUUCGUGAGAGCUUUGAGGCGUUUUUGGAGGAUUUCGUCGACAAUCAAUCGUCCGAAGACAAUGACAGCUGGCAGGGCCGUGUCUACUUGGCGCAAAUCGAGGCAAUGAAAACUUACGAGUACUCCACGUUGUACGUGGACUACCAGCACUUGGUUUCCCGUGAAAACGGAGUGUUGGCGACGGCCAUUUUGGAACAAUAUUACCGGUUUUCUCCGUUCUUGUUAAAAGGGUUACGACUGGUUUUGAAAAAACAUGCUCCGUCUCUCUUGUACACCAAUGCUCUCGGCAAUGGUGAAGAUAAUGACGAAGAUAUGGCUGCCGACGCCACAACCUCUUCCACCACCACGUCGCAGGCCAACGAAAGAGUGUUCCAAAUUUCAUUUUUCAACUUACCCACCGUGCACAGAAUCCGAGACAUUCGGACCGACAAAAUCGGAUGUUUGAUGUCGAUUCUGGGUACGGUGACGAGAACGUCAGAAGUACGCCCGGAGCUCUAUCGCGCCUCGUUCACCUGCGAUAUGUGCUCGGCAAUUGUGGAAGGUGUGGAGCAGGUUUUCAAAUAUACCGAACCGACGGCUUGUCCAUCCUGCGAAAAUCAAUCGUACUGGACACUCAAUGUAGCCAAGUCUCAGUUUGUGGAUUGGCAACGAGUACGGAUCCAGGAAAACUCCAACGAAAUUCCUACAGGAUCAAUGCCGAGAACCCUCGAUGUGAUUUUGCGUGGGGAUACAGUUGAGCGCGCUAAACCAGGAGAUAAGUGCAAAUUUACCGGCACGGAAAUUGUCAUUCCUGAUGUUUCGCAGCUUGGGUUACCUGGUGUGAAGGCCCAGUCGGUGCGGGAGAACCAAGGGUCUUCGGAUUUGAAUUCUGGAGUCAGCGGAUUGAAGGCACUUGGAGUGCGAGACCUCACAUACAAGGUUGGAUUCUAUGCCUGCCAUAUUUCGUCGUUAAUCAACCGUAGUUUUGGUGACGAUAAGAACAAUACCGAGGUCGAUUUCCAGGGCUCGGGCGACCAGGAAGUGUUUUUGAACUCGCUCAGUGAUGCCGAAGUGGCCCUGUUGAAGGAAAUGGUGAAGGAUGAAUACAUCUAUGACAAACUUGUGAGAUCCAUUGCCCCAGCGGUGUUUGGCCAUGAAGGUGGUCAAGAAAGGGUAUUUUGCUCCAGAUGCUAA